Molecule: messenger RNA, 993 nt
Organism: Pyrenophora tritici-repentis Pt-1C-BFP
Lineage: Eukaryota; Fungi; Ascomycota; Dothideomycetes; Pleosporales; Pleosporaceae
Product: DUF1746 domain containing protein
Biological process (GO): SREBP signaling pathway
Cellular component (GO): endoplasmic reticulum; Dsc E3 ubiquitin ligase complex
Source: RefSeq, a predicted model, not a curated record
AUGAACGACGAGGCCGAGUCGUCUCGAGCUCCACAACGCCAUGACGAUGCUCUACCCGAGCUGGCGGACCUUGAAGAUGCGAUAGCACGCUUGGAAGAGGAGGAACAGCGCGAAAAGGAAAAACAGGCAAAGCAGGCGAGGUUGGAUGCGAAGAGGAAGCGCAUACAGAUGCUGGGCGAGCUGCUGCGCGACUUGGAUAUGGUUGUCUACCUGGAACUCAUCACUCUCUACCAUCUAGACUGCUCCUUCUUCUGGCUCGCAUUCAAGGCCUUCAUCCACGGAACACUGCUCACCCCUCUCCCGGACACGGCAACCGUCACCCGCCCGCCCGACGAACCAAAGCCCUUCCUCCCGCUACUCCUAUUUUCGUUUGGAGUCAAUUUCCUCCUGCAUCUCACAUACCCGGCGCCCUCGGCCGGCGAGGAUACCAGAGGCUACUUACACGGUGGCUUGAUGAUCGACUUUAUCGGCCAACAGGGCCCUACCAGCAAGUGGAAGCUUGGCGCGCUCGACAUAUGCAUCCUGGUCCUGCAGCUCGUCAUGGUGUCGGUGCAUGUCAAGAGGCGGGAGCUGAAGAAGAAGCUGGCGAAACUAUCGGCUGGCCUAACGACAUCCACCGCCACGUCAGACCCGCCACCAGCAGAAACGGCAACAGCGACCAGCGAUAACACAGCGCGGGGCCAGGAUGUCGACGACGAGGAGCGAGGCGUGCUACACCGAACUGACACCAUGUCAGAUAUUGGCCUUGAUGCCGAUGGCGAACAAGAUGCGCUGCUGCCGACGUCCGAGUCUGGCCAUGUCGACGCCAUGGAGGUGCUCAGUUCCGGCCAGUGUGUCAUCGGUGACUUCACCCUGUUCGACACCCUCCUCCAGGAAAACAGGAACUACUCGGCUUACAGACUGACGCGGACCGAAAGCGGCAUCAAUGACAUGCCCGAGACGCUGCGGCGACUCAACACUCUGCGCACGCGCUUCGGAGUCGGGGGUGGAUGA